CAGGUUCACUGCUAAUGUUAAAUAUCAUUUGAGAAGUCAUGUUGCAAACCCCUUUUUUGGUUGACAACCUAGGCUGAUGCUAGUUUGCUGCCAUGAGAGCUCUCAGCAAAUUCCGGCAACAGAUCAUAGCCUACCAUGUGAGGAGACGGUCGAGCAGGUUAGCCUGCGGAAUAUCACGACUGCGGCUGGCCCUGAUUUCCGGCGGAACCGCUGUCUCCCGCUCCUGCCCAUCGUGGACCCGGCAACGCCAAUUCCAACGUGGCUUUUUCAGUUCCCGCAACCACCCGGGAGAGACGAGCGAUGGCAAAAGCAUCCUCACAGUCAUCCCCAUCGCCCUGCUCGUAGGCGCUUUAGUUAUGUACUCGCUAUAUCCGGGAGAUGAAAUCCGCCGUGCCCGCCUCGCCGAACGGGUAAAGAGACGUUUGCAAUGCGCCCGGGACGACCCGAAGUCCCAGACCAAGGAGACCGCCUGGUCGGCUUUUGCUCGCCGAGUUGAGAACUUUUCCAACGUAGCCGAUAUCGAGUGGUCCGCAUUAUCCGAUCGCAUAGUCGACCUGAUCCUGCCCGAAUGGUCAAAGGCUGUUCCCGGCCAAGUCCGCAAGCUCCAGCGCGAGCUCUCUAUGGCAGAUGGGUCGCUAGCCAAUGAAAUCUGGCAAGAGGCUCACGACCCCUUCAUCCACCCGGAAAUUCGGUAUUCCGCCAAAGUUCGCGUCUCCGAAGAGCUCUGCGACGAGGAAAAGGAAUUUCUGGCCCGCCGAAAGAAAAUCACAACAGCGGCUCUAGCUAGGUAUCUCGGCCUCGACGAGAGCGAUGUCGAUCCCAACGAUGUUCCUACCAUUGCUGUGUGUGGUUCUGGCGGCGGGUUACGGGCGCUGGUCGCCGGGGCCGGCUCGCUACUUGCCACUCAAGAAGACGGGCUUUUCGACUGUAUUACGUAUACGUCGGGUGUCAGCGGGUCGUGCUGGCUUCAGUUGCUCUGCCAUUCUUCUCUCAUAAAAUGUCGACUUGAUCGUCUUGCUGAUCACUUGAAGGCAAGGAUAGGUGUUCACUUCGCAUAUCCGCCAGCCGCCUUUUCAUCUCUAACCUCCUCGCCAACCAAUAAGCUGCUUCUCAGCAGUCUAGUCGAGAAGCUCAAGGGAGACCCGAAUGCAGAUUUCGGGCUCGUCGAUGCUUACGGCAUUCUCUUAGCAGCGAGGCUGCUAGUGCCCAAAGGAGAGCUCGGCGUCAACGAGGGGGACUUCAAGCUCUCCAAUCAGAGACAAUACAUAAAGUACGGACAGAAUCCCAUGCCGAUCUACACCGCAGUCCGUCACGAGAUUCCUGACAUAUCCGACAAAAUAUCGAAAUUUGACAAAGCGAGUCCAGAGAGGGUAAAGGAGAUUGCUAAGCAGGAGGCAUGGUUUCAGUGGUUUGAGUUGACGCCGUACGAGCUUUUUUGCGAAGAGUUCAACGCCGGAAUUCCUACCUGGGCGCUUGGCCGGCGGUUUGACAACGGCGAGGAUGUGCCUCCAGAAGGCAACGGGUUCCAUUUGCCAGAGCUUCGGACGCCCAUCUUGAUGGGCAUCUUCGGUAGCGCGUUCUGUGCCACCCUCAGCCACUACUACCGGGAAAUUCGGCCACUCGUUAAGAGCCUUACCGGCCUCGGGGCCAUCGACGAUGUGGUUCAUGGGUACAAUGAGGACCUAUCAAAGGUCCACCCCAUCGAUCCUGCCCUGAUACCCAAUUUUACCUAUAAUAUGAAGGGAAAAUUACGAUUUACGACACCGACAACGAUAUACGAUAAUGAAUACAUCCAGCUUAUGGACGCUGGAAUGUCCAAUAACCUACCGAUAUACCCGCUACUUCGACCUGGCCGAGAUGUCGACGUCAUUGUAGCAUUCGACGCGUCCGCCGACGUCAAGACAGACAACUGGCUCUCUGUCGCGGACGGCUACGCUCGCAGACGCGGCGUCAAGGGCUGGCCCAUUGGUAUCAGCUGGCCUAAGUCAACGGAUUCAGUUCCGGAAAUCGAGGAGCAACUGGAUGUAGCGCAAGCAGACUCGGCCGCUAAUAAAGUGCAGGAGGCCCAAAAAAAACACCCAAGCCUGGACACGAAAUCGCCCAAGAAACUUGCAUCUCGCGAUCAAGGCACCGAGGAGAGAAACCAUACGUUGGGUACCGAAGACUCGGAUCCAGGCUACUGCACGAUCUGGGUGGGAUCGACAGAAGAACGGUCGUCAGAGCCGCCACCGCCAACCAAGGCACUCGCAGACGACAGGUCGUGGCAGCUCACCGAGCCGAGCGCGGGCAUCACCAUCGUCUAUUUCCCCUUCCUCGCGAACCCAUCACGCGUCGCGGGUGUGGACCCGGCUACUAGCGACUACAUGAGCACAUGGAACUUCGUGUAUACGCCCGAACAGGUCGAGAAGGUGGUGGCGCUAGCUCGCACCAACUACGCCGAGGGGCGAGACCGUCUCCGUCGCUGCGUGCGCGCCGUGUACGAGCGCAAGAAGAGGAUGCGCGAAGAGCGCGAAGCCGUCGCCCGGAGGGAACGGUAUAGGCGCUUAGUUAGACUCGGGAUCGCGGAUAAACUUGGGGAAGGUGAUCACUUUAGCUAGGUGUACUUGAGUCUGGGUGAGGGAGGGGGUUGCCGCGAGCCAGCUGUAAGUUAAUAUUUUGCGCCCUUCAUGACUUUGCCCCUUUCAUUCCCCUGCAUUCUUGCGGCCUUGGUUGGAUGUUCCGCGUACACAUACCUACACGUAGUAAGCCACAAAUACGAUACUUUGCUGCCGGCUUAGGAGGUUCA
This is a messenger RNA of Durotheca rogersii, 2785 nucleotides long. Its product is annotated as FabD/lysophospholipase-like protein. The coding region runs from base 93 to 2597 and encodes 834 amino acids. The transcript has a single exon. Gene Ontology annotation, biological process: glycerophospholipid catabolic process. NCBI's taxonomy places the organism in Eukaryota, Fungi, Ascomycota, Sordariomycetes, Xylariales, Xylariaceae. Gene Ontology annotation, molecular function: A2-type glycerophospholipase activity. Gene Ontology annotation, cellular component: cytosol. The record is from RefSeq and is a predicted model, not a curated record.